UAGUUUGUGUCCCAAACAGGAUACAGGAGCAUGAAUGUUAGUUUCAGACCCACACCACUUGUUUUUUGGCCACAUAUUGGUCAGAUUUAACUCAAAAACUCCCAGGGACCCUCUGGAUAUCAGUUAAAUUGUUGCUCUCCAUGGCAAUUAUGUUGUUGAGUUUUCUACUGCUGCUUAUUAACAGCUUUAAAGGAUCAUAUGGAGCUGAACAUGAAACGCUGUGCACUUCUAAUGCCUGCUUCACUUUACAUAUGGACAAGGUGGAGUUUGAGAAGGCCCAUCACAACUGCGACCACAAUGGAGGUUAUCUGAUGACAGUCAGAGACAGAGAAGAAGAGGAUCUGCUGCAAUCGUUUCUCUCACAGAUCCAAAGACAUCAGGACAAGGGCCUCAACUUUUGGAUUGGAUUAAAACUGCACAGAGGGGACUGUGUGUUAACUGAUAAGACUCUCAGGGGUUUUAAGUGGGUAUCUGGGGAGGAAGAUUCCCACUACUCCAACUGGGAAAAGGAGCCUCUGGGCACAUGCACUGAGCGAUGUGUAAGGAUUAAUUACACUUCAGGUCAGAACCAACUGAAAUGGGCUGAUAGCCCUUGCAAAAGCCCUGAAUUUUAUGUAUGUAAGUUUUAUUUCAAGGGAAUGUGUAAACCAUUGGCUUUGCUGGGGCCUGGACAAAUAACCUACACUGCGCCUUUUUCAAAGGAGCCACUAAGAAGUGAAAUGAAAUUGUUUCCAUUAGCAACAUUUGCGGAAAUUUCAUGUGGUGACCAGCAGAAGUCUCCUUACGCUCCUUACUGUACCAUCAUUGACGACACCUAUCGUUGGACUGACCCGGGUCCGUUUUGCAAAACAGGAGAGCAAAACUGCGCGAUCGACAACGGCGGAUGUGAACAUUUGUGCCACACGGACGCAGACAAGGUUCGAUGCUCAUGCAAAGAAGGUUACGACCUGAACAAUGAUGGACUUUCUUGCAGGAUAAGAGACUUGUGCGGCGUUAACACCUGUGAGCAUCAGUGCGUAAUGAGGGAGUCAGGAUAUUCCUGCAAGUGCCCAGAUGGGUUCAAACUGGAUGCAAACCAGCGCAACUGCUCUGACAUUGAUGAGUGCCAAUUACAAGCCUGUCUGGAUCAUGUAUGCGUAAAUACGCACGGCAGUUACACGUGUGAGUGUAGUGACGGCUAUGAAAUGGUCGACGGUAAGUGCAGUGAUGUGGAUGAGUGCACGCAUUCAAGAUGCCAGCACAGCUGCUUAAACAGCUUCGGCUCCUUUUCCUGUUACUGCAACGACGGCUUUACUUUAUCUGAGGACGGCCACUCGUGUGUGGACACAAAUGAAUGCAUCAAUAGUCGCUGUCAAUUCAAAUGCGUCAAUACUGCUGGCAGCUUCUUGUGCACCUGCCCGCAGGGCUUUCACCUGGAUACCACCGGAAUGACUUGCGCUCCAGAUGUGACAGCUGCUUCAUCAAAUGCUGACGAGGAAACACAAGAAAACCUCACAGAGUCUUUAACCAGAACAACAGUAGAGCUCCAGCACCAGUCCCCUCAUACUGACGCACCGCCUCCAGACCUGGUGAACGUUACGCACGGUGAUAAUCGGGGCAACGAAUCUGCGACUGCUAGUCUCGCCAAGACGAUCAAUUCCAGGGUGAUAAUCUGCGUCCUCGGUUCGGUCAUUCCUUUGCUGCUUUUGCUCGCAGUGACUCUGGCUAUAGCAAUUUUUCGUUGCAGUCGCUCCAAAAAAGAAGCCAAGAAAAAUACCACAACAGAUGGCUACUGUUGGGUGUCGUCUGGUUUGGACCCGCGUUUAGAGAAACUGUAUGAGUCCAUCCUUACUGAUGACCUAUGACCUGAUAGAGAUGGAGAAGACUUUGUACUCGGAUAUGUUGAUUAAUAUGUAUUUAUGUAAUUUAUGUCUCUCUCUCUCUCUCUCUCUCUCUCUCUCUCUCUCUC
Molecule: messenger RNA, 1948 nt
Organism: Thunnus maccoyii (southern bluefin tuna)
Lineage: Eukaryota; Metazoa; Chordata; Actinopteri; Scombriformes; Scombridae
Product: complement component C1q receptor
Exons: 1
Coding region: 141-1844 (567 amino acids)
Molecular function (GO): calcium ion binding
Source: RefSeq, a predicted model, not a curated record